AUGGAUGGCUACGGCGAUUUUGACAAGCUGAACAAAUCUCUACCUCUGCAAUGCUGCAAUAUGACGACCGUUUCGUGUGAUUCUAAGGCAGCCCAAGCUGCUAAUGUGUCAGGAUGUAGAGACAAAAUUGUCAAAUUCACCUCAGACAAUAUGAUGACUUUUAUGUACAUCUCCAUUGCCGCUAUUCUAUUGCAGGCCGCACUCAUCGUAAUUGUGAUGCUCACGAUUUGCUUGUAA
Echinococcus granulosus is the source of this 237-nucleotide messenger RNA. RefSeq lists its product as hypothetical. The record is from RefSeq and is a predicted model, not a curated record. The coding region runs from base 1 to 237 and encodes 78 amino acids. The transcript is spliced from 3 exons. Lineage: Eukaryota; Metazoa; Platyhelminthes; Cestoda; Cyclophyllidea; Taeniidae. Gene Ontology annotation, cellular component: membrane.